Messenger RNA from Fusarium tjaetaba, 2370 nucleotides. RefSeq lists its product as uncharacterized. Lineage: Eukaryota; Fungi; Ascomycota; Sordariomycetes; Hypocreales; Nectriaceae. The transcript is spliced from 6 exons. The record is from RefSeq and is a predicted model, not a curated record. Gene Ontology annotation, molecular function: protein binding. The coding region runs from base 1 to 2370 and encodes 789 amino acids.
AUGGAGCCCGUGGGUGCUACCGCCAGCAUACUCACGUUUGUGACUGUCGCGUUUUCCGCUACCAAGUCAAUUUACGGCGCCCUGUCAGCAAUCAAAGACGGUCCCGAAAUCCUUAGCUCUAUCAACGAUGAAGUCUCCCAGCUCCAGAGUAUUCUUCAGAGAAUAUUGCAAGUGGUGUUGUCAUCAACAGCGAGACCUGCCGAUAGAUCAAAGCUUGAGCAAAUGGUCAAGAAAUGCAGAGAUGAUUUGCUUGGAUUUGAGACCAAGCUUCGCCAACUCGGUGUCUCAGGAGCCGAUGGCCGAAAAGGCCAAUUAUGGCGAAAGUUUAAGAUCUGCUUUGAGGAUAAAGACCUCGAUCGGAUUCGUCAUGUAAUCGGGAGACAUGUCCAACUACUCACACUCUAUUUAGGCACCAUGCAGGACCAGCAGACGUCGCUCAUCGCAGCACAAUCAAUGGAAAUACUUGCCCAUGUCCAAAAACUCCAGCAGUUAUCACCUACAGCCACACAGUCAAACGAGAUACUUACUCGUAUCCGGGAACUCCAGCAUACAUCUCCUACAGCAGCACAGUCAACAGAAAUGCUCGCGCGUAUUCAGAAGCUCCAGCAGACAUCACCUACAGCAACACAAUUGAAUGAGGUGCUUGUUUCUCUCCAACAGCUUCAACAAGAUAUGGCCAUAUUGCAAGUAUCUAGCAAAUCUGCUGAAACUAAAAUCGGGUCAUCAGGUAUUUCAUCAAGGGUCGUAGAACUAGACGACGAGAAUUUACCGAUUUCGCAGCAGGCCCCUCUGGAUGAUGCCAUCGCUCGAUUGAUGCGGUUACUUGAGAAGAAGCCAUGCAUCAUAGAGUUUGAUGACGCACAGAAAACAUUCGAUGACCUGGAGCGCCUAUUGCAGUCUAUUCGGGAUGGUAUACACUCUACAAAAACGGGAGAAGAGGAUGAGAAUAAAGAUGCAGACGUCUCGAAGGAGAUGAAGCUUUUCACAAGUCUGAUUUUCUCGGCCCAAUCCUUGAGAGUCAACCAAACCGAACAGAUGAACUCCUUCGAGGCUACUGAGCCAAGAGUUGGUAUCCUUCAACAAAGAAAGCGCAAAGAAAUGGACGCUGGCGACAACGUUCUUACAGUCGUGACAACAAAGCGACGAAGGAACCUUCUGCCCGUGUCACAAAACGCACCCCACAGCGAAAUAAGCGGGUGGGGGUUCCUUGGGAAUUUAACCAUAAAGUCCAAGACCAAGAAGAAGAUGAUCACCGUAUCUGUUAACCGGAGCCAGCUUUUAUUCGACCAAUUUACCAACAUGUUGCCACGAGUAAUAGUUUGCCAGAUUCUCCCCAACAACUCGCACGUUUUCCGAGUAGCAGCACAUGGCUCGGUUCAAGAUCUUAUGAAAUUGAUAGUUGAGAACAAAGCUAGCCUUCAUGACCAUGAUGAAAAUAACUGGUCUUUACUGCAUCACGCGGUCGGAAAUCUCCCAAUGUUGAAGUUUCUUAUCCAGAAAGGAUUAGAUGUUGACGAGGUUGCAGAAUCCCGUAACCAAAAUCACAACCGUCAAACGAAUCCUUUAACUCUAGCAUACGAUCACGGCUAUGAUAUCAACUUUUCAGAAGUCCUUUUACAUGCUGGAGCUGAUCCUACUGUUAAAUUGGAGGGUGAUCCAAUAUUGGUCGAUUCUAUGCCUGAAAGUGCCUGUAUUGAGGCAUGGCUAGAAACCCCGGGAGGUUUCAAUUCAGAGAAGGAGCGGCAAACUUUGGAUCUCCUAAUCAGCCACGGCUACAGCUUACAGACUUACUACGGGAGGCAAAGUGGCCUUCAUGGGUUCUUUUCAAGCAAGAAGAAAUCAUUCUCUAGGGUACUGGAACGACGGAAUCUGUUGAUAUAUCUCAUAUCAAAGGGCACCGACCCUUGCACAGCCGAUAUUGAGGGGAAAACAGCUUCAGACCUCGCAUAUGGAAGCAUGUGCAAGCCUUGCUCCAUGACACAGUCCUCUUUGAUGGGUGAUCUAUGGGACACUGUUCUGGACAUUUGUGCCGCGAAAUGUUUGAAGAGCUCUGGCGUGGUAGGGAGGAGCGCUGCCCUUACUGGAACGACGAGCCUUGGCCAGAGUUUCCAAAUGAAGAGGCGGAGUCCGCUUUUGAGUCGACACUAUGGCAGAGCUUGUGCAUGCACUGCUGGAGUUGCUUCAAUAAUAAUGACAGCUCUUGUGAUAACUGCGGAAUUUGUCGUUUGGUCUUCCGGUACACCUGUGGUUGGAAAUUCGACGUUGAUCAUGAACACCACUCCUGUUGUCCCCGCUCCCGAGUUGGUUAUUUUGAGCAUUUCAAAGAUUGUCACCGCUAUUACUUCAGACCGAACAGCGCUUCAUAUUUAG